AUGUUGUUUUCAAGAUGUAUUGUUCUUGAAUCUUUGGCUUUGGGGGAUUGUUCUUUUAUUGGUGAACUCACAAUUAAAGGUUGGAAUACGCUUAAAACUCUUUUGAUUAGGGGUUGUAGUGACAUAGAUUUGGUCACUAUUGAUAAUCCAAGUAUUCGCACAUGUCACUAUGAUGGUGAGAUUAACAAAAUCAAGUUUGUGGAUCCAAUGAGAUUAGAAGACGUGAUAUUGGAUUUUGGUACCACAAAGAGGCAUCAACAUAUAAGUGAAAGGGAUGAUUUGAUGGAAGUCUUAAAAAAUGUGCAGACUCUCUCAAUUAACAAUGUUCUUCUUGAGGGACUUUCUUCUAGAUAUGUGUAUUUUGAGUACAUAAAUAUGGAGUACUAUCUUCCAAAUUUGAAGGAACUUCAAUUGGUGAGGCGUGAAUUCAGCUUUGUCAACCCUUGGGAUAUUCAUUUCUUUGUCAAGAAGUGUCCCCAAAUUGAGAGACUCUUUCUAGAUUUUGGUGAUCAUGCAAUGGAAUCCGGAAGCUAUUGGAAUUUAGUUGCAAAGGAAAAAUUUGAGAAUUGCCAAACAGAAUUUUCACAACUCAAGCUAUUGAAGGUGAAAGGAUUCAAGAAACUUGAGCUUGAAGAGAAAUUGCUGAAUUUUUUCUUGUUGCAUGCAAGAUUCCUAGAGUCAUUGAUUAAAGUUGAAUCAAAGAAUAAUAAUCUAGAAAUUAAACUGAGUGAUUUCAUUACAGUUUCAAAGGUAUCUACUAGUUCAACCUUUGGUCAUUACAAGGAUGAAAGUGGUGUAUUUCCAAGGCAUAAAGUUCCGUGA
Lycium barbarum (goji berry) is the source of this 822-nucleotide messenger RNA. Its product is annotated as F-box protein At2g39490-like. Lineage: Eukaryota; Viridiplantae; Streptophyta; Magnoliopsida; Solanales; Solanaceae. The transcript has 3 exons. The coding region runs from base 1 to 822 and encodes 273 amino acids. The record is from RefSeq and is a predicted model, not a curated record.